This is a messenger RNA of Polyodon spathula (Mississippi paddlefish), 1155 nucleotides long. RefSeq names its product claudin-1-like. The transcript is spliced from 4 exons. Lineage: Eukaryota; Metazoa; Chordata; Actinopteri; Acipenseriformes; Polyodontidae. Gene Ontology annotation, molecular function: structural molecule activity. The record is from RefSeq and is a predicted model, not a curated record. The coding region runs from base 255 to 893 and encodes 212 amino acids. Gene Ontology annotation, biological process: bicellular tight junction assembly; cell adhesion. Gene Ontology annotation, cellular component: plasma membrane; bicellular tight junction.
GAGACCGUCAUUCAGGUAUUCUUCAUUCACCAGCAGCAGAGGUGCUGUUUAAAUUUGGAAAGAAUACACAUUUCUUUACUUCACUGCAAAAAAAAAAAAAAGCCUCCAGGAACUACAUCUUUUUAAAGAAGGUCAUUUCUCAGAACUUGUGUUAACCUUUUACAUUUAAUUUCAUCAAACUGUAUUUUUUUUUCCCCCACACGAAAACCGCUUUUCCUUUCUGGGACCAGCACUUACUUAUCUGAUCAAGAAAGAUGGCAAACUCGGGACUGCAGUUGCUUGGGUUUGUCCUGGCUUUCGUUGGCUUUGUCGGUCUGAUUGCAUCCACGUCGAUGCCGGAAUGGAAGGCAUCAUCGUAUGCCGGGGACAAUAUCGUGACAGCCUUGGCGAUAUACGAGGGGCUGUGGAUGUCGUGCGCGUCACAGAGUACUGGACAGGUACAGUGCAAGUGGUUUGACUCGCUACUGCAACUGAGCGCCAUUGUCCAGACCACGCGGGCUCUGAUGAUCCUGGGCAUCUUCCUGGGGUUCUUUGCCAUUCUCAUUGCGUCGCUGGGUAUGAAGUGCACCACCUGCUUCGCCGACGACAAGCAGAAAAAAUCACGCAUUGCCACGAUUGGGGGAGCUGUCUUCAUCACGGCAGGUCUCUCGGCUCUGGUGGCUACAUCUUGGUAUGGUCAAAGAAUUGCACAGGAUUUCUACAACCCAUUUACUCCAACCAACACAAAAUUCGAGUUUGGCAUGGCUCUCUUUAUUGGCUGGGGGGCUGCAACACUCUGUAUCCUGGGGGGGGCCUUCCUCUGCAGCUCCUUGUGUUCGAAGGGGAGGCAGGCAGGCUCUCAGCAGUACCCCAAGACUAAAGCCAUGCCCCCAGGAGGAAAGGAUUACGUGUAGAGCCCCGAGGAAAUCAACCUGAGAGUGAGCAGGGCUCGAAUACAGUGGACUGGACAUUCAGCAUUCAGUAUCCCACUAUCUGAAAAGACAGCGUCCAGUUUAUAGACGCUUUGAGAUUUUUACAUUCUGAUAGGAUAAUCACUGUUCACAAGAACAAACAAUGCAAAAAGCACACCACUGUAUUUGCUAUUAACUGUUAUUUGUAUGGAUAUGUAUAUAUGUGUGUGUGUGUGUGUGUGUGUGUGUGUGUGUGUGUGUGUGU